AUGUCCCUCUCCAGCAAGCUCGCCAUCACCGACCUUGAUCUCAAGGGCAAGCGCGUCCUCAUCCGGGUCGACUUCAAUGUCCCCAUGCAUGAUGGACAAGUCUCCAAUGACGCUCGUAUUGUCGCCGCCCUUCCAACCAUCAAGUAUGCUCUGGAGCAGGGUGCUCAUGCCAUAAUCUUGAUGUCCCAUCUUGGGCGUCCAGAUGGCAAGGCCAACCCCAAGUACUCUCUUGCCCCCGUCGCGCCUGUUGUUUCCAAGCUCAUCGGCCAGGAGGUCAAGUUCAUCCCCUCCCUUGAGCCAUCUCCCAAAGAGGAGAUCGCGUCCGCACCUGCCGGCACAGUGUUCCUGCUCGAGAACCUCCGGUUCCACAUCGAGGAGGAGGGCUCCGUCAAGAACAAGGACGGAACCAAGACGAAGGCCUCGGCCGAAGCUGUCGAUAAGUUCCGUGAGCAGCUCACCGAGCUGGGCGACGUGUACGUCAAUGAUGCCUUCGGCACUGCUCAUCGUGCCCACUCGUCGAUGGUCGGCGUCAAGCUCGACAAGCGUGCCGCUGGCUUCCUCAUGAAGAAGGAGCUCGAGUUCUUUGCCAAGGCUCUUGAAAGCCCUGAGAGGCCAUUCCUUGCCAUUCUCGGCGGUGCCAAGGUGUCGGACAAGAUCCAGCUGAUCGAAAACAUGCUCGACAAGGUUGAUUCCCUGAUUAUCGGCGGCGGCAUGGCCUUUACCUUCAAGAAGGUACUGGAGAAUGUAGCCAUUGGCAAUUCCCUCUUCGACAAGGACGGCGCGGAGAAGGUUGCAGCUCUGAUGGAGAAAGCCAAGUCCCGCAAUAUCAAGGUUGUCUUCCCCGUCGAUUACGUUACCGGCAGCAAGUUCGCUGAGGAUGCUGAGGUUGACGCCGCUACAGAUGCGUCCGGCAUCCCCGAGGGCUGGCUCGGUAUGGAUAUCGGCCCGAAAUCGCGUGAGCUCUUCCGCGAGACUGUCCUCCAGGCCAAGACCAUCCUCUGGAACGGUCCUCCUGGCGUGUUUGAGUUCCCCGCUUUCGCUGAAGGCUCCAAGGCUCUCCUUGCUGAUACCAUCGAGGCGUCCAAGAAGGGCACGACUGUCAUCGUUGGCGGUGGUGAUACCGCCACCGUCGUUGCCAAGUUCGGUAGUGAGGAGGAGCUCACCAAGCACGGCCACGUCUCCACCGGCGGUGGUGCUAGCUUGGAGCUGCUGGAGGGCAAGACGCUGCCCGGUGUCGCUGCCCUUAGCGAGAAAUGA
Dacryopinax primogenitus is the source of this 1257-nucleotide messenger RNA. Its product is annotated as phosphoglycerate kinase. Gene Ontology annotation, biological process: glycolytic process; gluconeogenesis. NCBI's taxonomy places the organism in Eukaryota, Fungi, Basidiomycota, Dacrymycetes, Dacrymycetales, Dacrymycetaceae. Gene Ontology annotation, molecular function: phosphoglycerate kinase activity; ADP binding; ATP binding. The record is from RefSeq and is a predicted model, not a curated record. The transcript has 5 exons. Gene Ontology annotation, cellular component: cytosol. The coding region runs from base 1 to 1257 and encodes 418 amino acids.